Lycium ferocissimum is the source of this 1256-nucleotide messenger RNA. RefSeq names its product F-box protein PP2-B10-like. Bases 420 to 854 code for a protein of 144 amino acids. NCBI's taxonomy places the organism in Eukaryota, Viridiplantae, Streptophyta, Magnoliopsida, Solanales, Solanaceae. The record is from RefSeq and is a predicted model, not a curated record. The transcript is spliced from 2 exons.
UGUCUUUUUAGUCAUUUCAAGCACUUAGAUUAGUAAGGAUUAGAUUUAAAAAAGUAUUGUCACUAUUUUGAAUGUCUUUUAAAGCAUAAUAGUCACUAUGAUUUGAUGGCUUUAACCUAUUUUUGGAAUUAAUAAUAAAUCAGGUAAAGUAUUAAGUUUAUUUUUUAAUGUGUGUAUUGCUUAGUAAUAAUUUUAAUAAUUUCUAUAUCAGUCUCCUCAAUUGAGAAAAAAAGGUUCUCAAAAUUAGAUCACCUAUUCUGUUGAGCCGGCCCUAUUUCUGUUGUUGUUUGUUAUUUGUUUUUAAUUUCUGACAUGUUUUGUUUCUGUGAUUUGAUUUGUCAAAUAAAUUUUCUCACUGGAUAAGAAAACUGGGAAGAAAUGAUUUAUGAUGGCAGCAAGAGCACUUGCUAAUCCAGGGGAUGGUGAACCGUUUUGGGAAUGGUUAUCUCACCCAAAUUCCAGAAGUGGCUAAACUCAAGUGGAUCAAUUGCUUUGAUAUCCGAGGCAAAAUGGAAACUCGAAUACUGUCGAAAAAAACCAAAUAUGUUGCUUAUCUGGUGUUCAGAUUGAAAAAUGAGUUCUUUCACAACAACAUUGCUGAUGCAGUUGUUAGAUUUGUUGAUUCUCAGAGUCACACUAAAGUUGAUGAACGAACUAGCCUUGUGAGUCUUUCAGGACGAAAACCUAGUGCGAAGCUACCCUCAAAAAGAGGGGAUGGAUGGAUGGAAAUAGAUAUGGGAAACUUUUUUAAUGGUAGAGGAGAGGAUGGAGAUGUUGAAGUGCGAUUGAUGGAUAAGAGGGAUCACAUAAAAAGUCGCCUCAUUGUCCAAGGAAUAGAGUUUCAAUCAGAAUGAGAAGAGAAGAACCAUAACUCUAUUAUGACUCUGCCGCAGAAAGGUUUGAUUAUGUCAUUGAAGUGGAUUCAAGUUGGCUCAUACACCAUAAUCAUAAAAAUAGAAGUAAAACUACUUUAUAUGAGUGAUUUAUGUUGCUCUUAUUUCCGAAGUUAAAUUAGCUUGUUUAAUUUUAUUAUAUAUGCACUUGAUGUUGAUCGUUAUUGUCCUAAAAAAGACGUCUUGAUACACUCAAGCAUGUUAAUGGUUUUAUUAUAUAGACGUUCCUGUUCAAGUUUAAAUGUUGUGUUCUUUUAAAUGUUUUGUUCUUUCUCCCCAUCUGUAAAGAAAUUGUCCUUUGGACAAUUUAUUUUGUGUUUGGGAGGUAAGGCCAUAUCCCCCUCCUUGUACUCGGAUUUUAGA